AUGGUUGAUAACAUUCCUAUAAGGUUUCGUUUUAGACCUAGUGAGGAAGAACUGAUCUUCCUACUCUGGCUGAAGGUUACAAACCAGCUUGAUGAAAUGGACCAUGUCAAGAAGAAGAUACUUUACGGUGAAGGUGCAGAACCCUGGGAUGUUUUGGGGGAUGAUGAUGUUUGUUGGCAAUUCUAUGAUGACAGUGGAAAAAGGGCUCGUACAAAAAGAAUGGUCUAUGUCUUUACCAAGUUGAAGAAAUUGAGUUCCAAGAAAACUGCGAGAACAACUAGUUUGGGGACGUGGGACGAAGAAACAAAGUCGUACCCAGUUGAGGAUAUGAUUACUGGCGAGGAAAUUGGUUCGAGGAGGAUGCUAAGUUAUGUUCUGAAUUCAGGUUCAAAAGGGGUGAACGGUGGCUGGAUAAUGCCUGAGUAUUUGGUCGAUGGUGCGUCAUUGAAUGGGUUAAAUAGCAGUCAUAAUACUGAUUAUGUUCCUUGCAGAACAAUAAAGGAUGAUUCUAAGUAUACCAAAGUCAAAGAAUCUAGAAAGAUAGGAAAGAUUGCGAAAGAAAAAGAGGUUGGAAAUCGUGUACGCCGUGAAGUUGUCUUGGGCAAGAGAAAGAUGAGUCUUGGGCAAGAAAGUUCACAAGUGAGUAAGAGGUCGUGUAACAAUCCUAGGAAUCCAAUGGAUGAGGCCAAGAGUUCGCUAAUAACAACUCAGGCAAUCAGACAUAUGGAACUGCCUAAUUUGGUUAAUUGUGACUAUGAUGGAGAUACAAGACUGCUACAAACAUAUACAGGUCUAUUGCUGGAUGAGGGUGUACAGUCAAUGACAUAUUGA
Messenger RNA from Coffea eugenioides, 831 nucleotides. Its product is annotated as NAC domain-containing protein 91-like. The record is from RefSeq and is a predicted model, not a curated record. The coding region runs from base 1 to 831 and encodes 276 amino acids. Gene Ontology annotation, molecular function: DNA binding. The transcript has a single exon. Lineage: Eukaryota; Viridiplantae; Streptophyta; Magnoliopsida; Gentianales; Rubiaceae. Gene Ontology annotation, biological process: regulation of DNA-templated transcription.